AAAACCGCCAUCAACGCCAAAUCACCAAUACCAACAUCGUACCAUCAUUGUCGUCCCUAAUUUCUGUGGGGCAGUUCACACAGGGAUUUUGGUGACAGCAUAUCGUCAACAGGUGGACAGACUUGAGAAUGUACUCCGUGAAGCGGACUGUCUUCUUAUUACUGUGGACUGUCUCUCAAUUGGUUAGUGUAUCGGCUUUUGACGGAAGAUGUCCAUACCAGUGUCAGAAACAAUAUUCAGUGCGGGAGUCUUACCACGUAAAGUGUGGCUGGUGGGGAUGGAGACGAUGUAAACGUUACAGAGUCGCAUACAAGUACCAAAUGGACACUUGUUAUCGGUGCUGUCGAGGAUGGAAUGGAACCGUAGAAAUUGGAUGUGAAGACAUCAACGAGUGUGUAAUAGCCAACGGUGGGUGUGAACAUGUGUGUACAAACGUACAUGGCAACGUCGUAUGUUCGUGUCGGAAAGGGUACGUUCUUAAUAAAGACAAGAAGACAUGCGCAGACGUCAACGAAUGUGAUGAUGGCAAAGGCGGUUGCCUUCAUAUCUGUAUAAACACAAAAGGGUCGUACAUCUGUAAAUGCCAAUCGGGAUAUUUCUUGGAAACUGACAAGCGGACCUGUAAAGACAUCAACGAAUGCCAAUUGGCCAAUGGUGGAUGCCAGCAUAUCUGCGAGAACACUGUCGGUGGUUUCAACUGCAAAUGUCGGCCAGGAUAUUCCUUGUUAGAAAACGGUUCCUGUUUAGAUAUAAAUGAAUGCGAGGUAAACAACGGCGGCUGUACCCACACUUGUGUCAACACUGAUGGAUCGUUUAGUUGUGCCUGUAGGCCUGGCUAUCAACUGCAUGCUGAUGGAUCACAAUAUACGGACGAAUGCCUUCACAACAAUGGCAACUGUAUGCAAACAUGUACCAACAUACCAGGUUCCUACACUUGUACAUGUAGAACUGGUUACGCCUUAACAGAAGAUAGACAUACCUGCGCAGAUAAAGACGAAUGCAGUGAAAGAAACGGCGGCUGUGAACACAUGUGCACCAACAAAGAUGGUAGCUAUUCUUGCUCUUGUCGUCAAGGUUACGCAACAAUGGCGGAUGGCAAAUCGUGCACAGAUGUUAAUGAAUGUACUUUUAAGAAUGGAGGAUGCUCUCACAACUGCUUCAAUGUACUGGGCUCCUAUAAAUGCUCGUGUCGGCCAGGGUUCUAUCUCCAGGAAGACAAGAAAACAUGUUUAGAUACCAACGAGUGUUUAAUCAGCAACGGAGGGUGUGAUCACAUCUGUCAAAACACAAUGGGCGGUGUCGUCUGUUCCUGUCGUGAAGGAUUCUCUCUGACUGACGAUGAACGUAGCUGUGUGGAUAACAACGAAUGCCAAGAUGAAGAUAUCCCGUGCAGUCACAACUGCAUCAAUAUACUGGGUUCCUACAAGUGCUCAUGCAACCACGGCUACGUCCUAAAAGCAGAUAAGUACGCAUGUGAAGAUGAGAAUGAAUGUACGUCAAAUAACGGUAACUGCAGCCAUACAUGUGUGAACACAGAAGGAUCUUACAAAUGUACAUGUUAUGCCGGGUUUGUCCUUAGAUAUGAUCAGAGGACAUGUACAGACGAAAACGAAUGUGAAAAGCAUUUAGAUGGAUGUGACCAGUUAUGUAUCAAUACAAUUGGAUCUUACGUCUGCGGAUGCGAACUGGGUUAUAUUCUGCUUCCAGAUUCUCGAACGUGCAAAAACGACAAUGAAUGCAUGAUUGGCAAUGGUGGAUGCCAACAUUUAUGUGUGAACGAACCAGGAAGCUUUCAUUGUGAAUGUCGUCCAGGUUAUUCCUUGUUAAAUAAUGGUAAAUUAUGCCAAGAUAUCAACGAAUGCAAGACAUCAAACGGUGGAUGUAGUCAAUUAUGUCAAAAUACUGACGGAUCUUUCUACUGCUCAUGUAGACCUGGGUAUCAUCUAUCAUUCGACAGAAAGACAUGUGAAGAUAUAAACGAGUGUUGGCUGACACAGCAUUGUGACCAAAUAUGUGAAAACACGAAAGGACAUUUCUACUGCAGUUGUCGAAGUGGCUAUAAACUGCUGGACGACGGACGUAGUUGUACAGAUAUCAACGAAUGUGAUCAUCAAAACGGCGGCUGCUCUCAAUUGUGUCAUAAUCUUAUUGGAACCCAUUUUUGCAGUUGCCAGACUGGCUAUCAUCUGCAGACUGACAUGAAAACAUGUGAAGAUGUCAACGAAUGUUUAAUGAAUAAUGGAGGAUGUAGCCAGCUAUGUUACAAUCAACCUGGCUCGUUUGUUUGUUCCUGUGUCCAUGGUUUCCAGUUAAGCAAGGAUAGCGCCUCAUGUGAAGAUGUUGAUGAAUGUAAAGUGAACAACGGUGGUUGCAAUAAGAUGUGUCGGAAUACUUAUGGAUCAUAUUCCUGUAACUGUCCAUCUAAACAUCAAUUAGGCCUCGAUGAAUCGACUUGCUGGCCCUACUGGUGUAUGAUAGACCGUAAUCUAACCGACUGCAUGCCAUGCAACCACGGCGAAUAUCAACCGGAUCCAGGAGCUGACAACCAAUUCUAUCAAUGUACCAAUGGACUUAUGUAUCUCCUUAUGUGCCCACCAGGAACUAUUUGGGACCAAAGAGUAUGGAAAUGUGGUGACAUUAUGAAGAUUGAGUUUGAGAUGCUGAAUGGGACCGAACCUGUGAACAUGACCCUUGUAUCAGUGGACGACCUCUGCGUUGACAACUUCACUGGAGAAUGCGUCAUAUGUUUACCUGACAAAUACUACGAAUAUACAGGAGACCCUCGUAAGUUUUACCAGUGUGUGCACGAUAAUCUAGUUCUGCGAGAAUGUCCAGACGGAACAGUGUGGAACAAAGAGAUAUCAACUUGUAUCCACGAAGUAUUACCAGCUCCAGCGCAAUUUAGGCCAGUAUCACUGACAGAGAUGUGUUUCUAUCCAAAUAUGACUAAAUGUUAUCAGUGUCAGCCAGGAUUCUACGAGGACGACGACAGUUGCCGACGUUUCUACACAUGUGCCAACGGAGGCCUGGUCUCUAUGUCGUGUCCAGAUGGUACCCGCUGGAACCAGACUCUAACUCGUUGUGACAACGGUGCUAUGUGCUGAAUGAUAAACCAGACAAGUUUACUCUCAUGUCCGUCACAGUCGUGUGUUACAACUGAAGAUAUUUCGUCACAGUUUUAAAAGAUGCAGAAAGCAACAUAGAAGAGAAAUUUUGCAAACAUAAUAUAUCAUCAGUGACCUUCAUUCAUAAUAUAUUAUACCUCGCCUCUUGAAAUAUUUACAAUAUUCAUGUAUUAAAUAUUGAAAUAAACGUUUCUUAUGCCACACAA
Molecule: messenger RNA, 3331 nt
Organism: Octopus bimaculoides (California two-spot octopus)
Lineage: Eukaryota; Metazoa; Mollusca; Cephalopoda; Octopoda; Octopodidae
Cellular component (GO): extracellular region
Molecular function (GO): chitin binding; calcium ion binding
Source: RefSeq, a predicted model, not a curated record